AUGCAGUUGGAGUCAGUUGAAUGCAUGCUAAGCAAUACCAGUUGUGAUGGAGAGGUACCAAAUGAGAUGGAAAGUCCCUGCCAGGAGACUGUUCAAGUCUCAAUAACAUCCCUGGGUGUGGCUACAAAUCCAUCAGAGACCAAUAUGCAGUUGGAGUCUGUUGGAUGCUCCUUAAGUAAUAUCAGUUGUGAUAGAGAGGUACCAGAUGAGAUGGAAAGUCCUUGCAAGAAGAAGACUCAAGUCUCAAUAACAUCCCUUGAUGUUGCCACAAAUUCAUCAGAGACCAAUAUGCAGUUGGAGUCAGUUGGAUGCUCCUUAAGUAAUACCAGUUGUGAUGGAGAGGUACCAGAUGAGAUGGAAAGUCCAUGCAAGGAGACGACUCAAGUCUCAAUAACAUCCCUGGGUGUGGCUACAAAUCCACCAGAGGCCAGUAUGCAGUUGGAGUCAGUUGAAUGCAUGCUAAGCAAUACCAGUUGUGAUGGAGAGGAAUCAGAUGAGAUGGAAAGUCCCUGCAAGAAGACUCAAGUCUCAAUAACAUCCCUGGAUGUUGCUAUGAAUCCAUUAGAGACACAAAUGUCCAUGCUUGAGGUAAGCUUUCUGAGGAAGAGUCCAUCUACCACUGGUUAGACACUAAGGGUUCUGUUUUGUCUCAGUUGACUCAAUAGUUUUUAUUCCAUCCUACAAAACUCUUUUUUAUUGUUAAUUUAUGAUAUACCAUCACUUGUACUUGUUGCAUUUUUACUGCACUUCUUAUUUAGAAUUCUAGAAGUCUGUUGAAAUAGUGAUCAAAAUCAAAUUCUAACAAAAGUUCUAUUACCAAUAUGGUAUGUUUAGAAAUUAUGUUAAUGUCACACACCAGAACUUAUGCGUAUUUACUUAAGUUUGUGGCUCUCAAGUGCCAUUGGCCAUUUUGGGCUGAAAACGUUUUUCCUGUUGCAGUUUAGUAGCAUAUAAAGUGUUUUAGCAUGGAACAGCUUUUGGUGCUUGGUGUACUGAGAACAAUUAUAGAAAAAUUUCACUGCAAACUUUAUCUCCAAGAAAGUUAAGUGAGAAGGACUUAAAUGUAAGAAAAAACUAAUUUUUGUUUGAUCCAAUAGGGUGGAUCAUUGGUGUCAAAGUCCAGUGAUAUUAUGUACUGGAGCACGUCACCAGCUGAAAUAACCGAAGGUUGGUAGUUUGUUCUGAAUCAUCUUAAGAUUUCUUGCCAUUUUAUUUCCAUUUUUGUAAAAUGUGCACACAUCAGCAUUAAAUAGCUGAUGUUUGUAAUUCAUUAAGUGUAAAGAGUACAAUGGAAAAUUGCUGUUCCAACAGAAAAUUUUGUAACAUAAGAACUCUCUCUAUGGAUUGAUACUGGUUGCAUUUGAAUAGCUAACAGAAGUCAAUUUGUUUAAUUUGUGAAAUACAGGUGUAUCCCCCAGGUUUGCCUCAAUUGUGUAUCAAGGUUCGCCACGCUCUGAUACUAACGAGAACAAUAUGCAGCUGGAGGCAGUUGGAUGCCCCUUAAGUAAUACCAGUUGCAAUGACGAUGUGCCAGAUGAGAAUGAUAGUUCCAGGAAGAACAAGACUCAAUUCUCGUCAACAUCUCUCAUCAACAUCCCCAAAUUGUCCAUGUUUGAGGUGAGGUUCCUGAGCGGGAGUCCAUCAACCACUGGAAUGAUAAUGUACUAAAGAAUGUUGUGAUAUACAAGCACUUAAACUCAUUGCCUUCUGACUAUUCUUUUAUAUACAAUUAAAGAAGUCAGUCAAAAUAAUCUUAAAAAUUGACUUCUUUUGUGCAGAAAAGUUUUCCUAGUGUUGGUUAGAAGGAUAUAAAGGCUUUUUACUUAGAACAACUUUUGGCGCUUGGUGUAUAGAGAGGAAUUGUAAAAUAAUCACACUACAAACUUUAUCUGUUAGUAACCUUGACAAGAAGUCAACAAUUAAAAAAACUCAUUUUUCUUUGGUAUACUAGGGAAGAUCAUUUGUGUCAAAGGUUGAUGAAAUUGUUUCCUGGAGCAAAUUACCAGCUGAAAUAAACAAAGGUCAGUACUUUUUUUUAUUUUAUUUACGUUAAUUUUUUUAAACAUCUGAAGAUUUCUGGCAGCUUUUUUCCACUUGUGCUAAACAUACACACAACUGUGUCGAAUAGCUGGUUUGUGUAAUCUGUUGAUUAUUUUUGUGUGCAUGAUGAUACAAGACCUGUAAAGUAAGCUUAAAGCCUUAUCCAAAGCUGAGAAAUAUCUCGUGAUGUUCUUCAGUUCAUAUUUUUUGAUGUUGGAACCUCACUGCAAGUACUUUUUGGGUUGAUAGCUCAUUCAAGUGUUGCUACUGAAGAAGAGACAUAGGUUGUUCAUAGAUUAUGAGCAGAAAAUGGAGAAAAACUUCAAAAUCAACAUCCCUCGCAGAAACAUUUCGAAGUUAAGAUCUUUUUGAAAAGUUUUUCUUGUGCACUUUGAAACUAUUUGAUGAAUGUUAAUGCAAUCCCACAUAGCAAGCAAAGAAUGUUAUUUUUUGACCUAAAAAAGAACAUCUAUAUUCAGAGUUUUAAAAAGUUUUUUUUUGCAAUCUGUUUAAUACAGGUGUAUCCCACAUGUGUUCUUUAGCUGUGACUCAGGGAUCACCACACACUGAUAUCAACAAGACCAAUAUGCAUCUGGAGUCAACUGGAUGCUCCUUCAGUAACACCAGUUGUGAUGGAGAGGUACUGAGGGAGAGUGAAAUUCCCAGGGAGAACAAGACUCAGGUCUCUGCAACAUCUGUGGAUGUUUGUAGAAAUCCAACAGAUAGCAAAUUGUCCAGACCAUCCAUGUUUGGGGUAAGGUUGCUGAGGGAGAGUCCAUGUGUUUUGUCUCAGUUGACUCACUGGUUUUUUUCGAAGAACUCUUUUUUAUGGAUAUCUUAUGAUAUAACAUCACUUACACUUGAUCCUUUUUCACCAUAAUUUUGAUUAAGAGUUAGAAAGUUAGAAGUGUGUUGAAAUAAUGUUUAAAACCAAUUUCUGACAACAAUACUAUUGACAUUUUGGUAUGUGUAGAAAUUAUGUAUAUGUCACAUCCCAGAAGUUAAGGUUAUUUACUUUUGAAGCCUCUAUGUGCAUUUGGCCAUUUUUCACACAAAAGUGUUUCCUUAGUGCAGAUUAUAGGCAUAUUGAAUUUUUGUUACUGAAAACAGCUGCUGGCCCUUGCUGUAUUGAGGGCAAUUGUAAAUGAAACAAAACUACAAAUUUUAUCUCUUAGUAAGUUUUACAAGGAAUCAACAAUGAAAUGAAAACUCAUUAAUUUUUCUUUGGUAUGUUAGGGAGGAUCAUUAACACACCUGGAUGUGGCUACAAAUCCAUCAGAGACCAAUAUGCAGUUUGACUCAGUUGGGUGCACGUUAAGUAACACCAGUUUUGAUGGAGAGGUACCAGGUGAGAUGGAAAGUCCCUGCAAGAAGACUCAAGUCUCAAUAACAUCCCUGGAUGUUGCUACGAAUCCAUUAGAGACCAAUAUGCAGUUUGGGUCAGUUGGAUGCUCCCUAAGUAAUACCAGUUGUGAUGCAGAGGUACCAGAUGAAAUGGAAAGUUCCUACAAGAAGCAGACUCAAGUCUCAAUAACAUCCCUGGGUGUGCCUACAAAUCCAUCAAAAACCAAUAUGCAGUUGGAGUCGGUUGGAUGCAUGUUAAGUAAUACCAGUUGUGAUGGAGAGGUACCAGGUGAGAUGGAAAGUCCCUGCAAGAAGAAGAAUCAAGUGGCAAUAACAUCCCUGGAUGUUGCUACAAAUCCAUCAGAGACACAAACGUCCACGCUUGAGGUAAGCUUGCUGAGGAAGAGUCCAUCAACCACUGGUUAGACACUAAGGGUUCUGUUUUGUCUCAGUUGACUCGAUAGUUUCUAUUCCAUCCUACAAAAUCUUUUUAUCGUUAAUUUAUGAUAUACCAUCACCUGUACUUGUUGCUUUUUUACUGCACCUUUUAUUUAGAUUUUUAGAAGCCCGUGGAAAUAGUGUUCAAAAUCAAAUUCUAACAAAAAUUUUAUUACUAAUAUGGUAUGUUUAGAAAUUAUGUUAAUGUCACACACCAGAACUUAUGCAUAUUUACCUUUGUGGCUCUCAAGUGCCAUUGGCCAUUUUGGGCUGAAAACUUUUUUCCUGUUGUGGUUUAAUAGCAUAUAAAGUGUUUUAACUUAGAACAGCUUUUGGUGCUUGGUGUACUGAGAACAAUUAUAGAAAAAUUUCACUGCAAACUUUAUCUCCAAGUAAGUUAAGUGAGAAGGACUUAACUGUAAGAAAAACUCGUUUUCCUUUGAUCUAAUAGGGUGGAUCAUUGGCGUCAACGGCCAGUGAUAUUAUGUACUGGAGCACGUCACCAGCUGAAAUAACUGAAGGUCGGUAGUUUGUUCUGAAUCAUCUUAACAUUACUUGCCAUUUUAUUUCCGUUUUCGUGAAAUGUGCACGCAUCAGCAUGAAUAGCUGAUGUUUGUAAUUUAUAAAGUAUUGUAUGGAAAAAAUGGAAAAAAAAAACAAUGGAAAAUUACUGUUCCAAGGGAAAAUUUCGUAACAUAAAAACUCUGUCUGUCGGUUGAAACUGGUUGCAUUUGAAGAGCUAACAGAAGUCAAUUUGUUUAAUCUGUGAAAUACAGGUGUAUCCCCCAGGUUUGCUUCGAUCGUGUAUCAAGGUUCGCCACGCUCUGAUACUAACGAGAACAAUAUGCAGCUGGAGGCAGUUGGAUGCCCCUUAAGUAAUACCAGUUGCGAUGACGAUGUGCCAGAUGAGAAUGAUAGUCCCAGGAAGAACAAGACUCAAGUCUCAUCAACAUCCCUCAUUAACAUCCCCAGAUUGUCAAUGUUUGAGGUGAGUUUCCUGAGAGGGAGUCCAUCAACCACUGGAAUGAUAAUGUACUAAAGAAUUUUCUUGGUCUCAGUUGACUCAAAAGUUUUCUUCUUAUUCUGCUUCGGAGAACUCUUUUUUAUGGAUAUUUUAUGAUAUACCACAACCCUCUGACUAUGAUUUUCAUUUAAAGAUUUAGAUGUCAGGAAAAUAAAUUUGAAAAUAAAUUUUUGCGCAGAAAAGUUUUUUCUGGUGCGGGUUUAAAGCAUACAAGAACUUUUUACUUAGAAGAACAUUUGGCACUUGGUUUGUUGAGAACAAUUGAAAAUAACCACACUACGAACUUUUAUCUCUGUGUAAGGUUGACAAGGAAUUAAUAAUUUAAAAACUCAUUGUUCUUUGGUGUAUUAGGGAAGAUCGUUUGCGUCAAAGGUUGAUGAAAUUGUUCCCUGGAGCAAAUUACCAAAUGAAAUUAACGAAGGUCAGUGCAUUACCUAGUUUGUUCUUCUUAAGAUUUCCGGAAACUUUAUUUCCGUUUCUGCAUAACUUGCACACAGCAGCGUUGAAUAGCUGUCUUACAAUUCAUCAAGUCUUAAAAGAACAAGAGCAAGAAAAUCGAUGUUCCAUCCGCAAAAUUCCAACCCCUGUUUAACUCCUGUUUCUGGAUUGAAACUGAUAGCAUAUAAAGAGCCAACAAAAGUCAAAUUUUUUUAUUUGUUAAAUGCAGGGUUAUGCCACGUUUGUGCUUCAACCACUUGUCAGGGAUCGUCACACGUUGAUACUAACGAGACCGAUAUACAGCUAAAGGCAGUUGGAUGCUCCUUAAGUAAUACCAGUUGCGAUGGAGAGGUACUAGAUGAGAUUGAAGGAUCUUUUAAGAACAAGACUCAAGUCUUAGGAGCAUCCCUGGUUGUUGGUGGAAAUCCAUCGGAGACUAAAUCAUCCAUGUUUGAGGUAAGUUUUCUGAGGGAGAGUUCAUCUACCAGUGCAAUGGUAACACACUAAGGGAUCUGCUUUGUCCAAAUUGACUCAUCGCUUUUUAUUAUAUCUUAGAAAAGCCUUUUAGAGAUAGGAGACCCUCCAUCGUUUACUGUACAGAGUCCUGUUUCUUCGGCAACAUCCUUGGAUGGAUCGACAAAGUUUGAUUUGGAUACUGCCGAUAUGUCAUCCUUCAGCUGCAACGCAGGGACCUCUAUUGAAAAGAAAACUUGUGACUGCGGUAUUCAAACAGCAGUAUCCCUGGAAUUGGAUACGAAUCCACUCAUUACGAAGUCUUCCAGACUUGAUGACUCAUUUACCGUUGAAUUGGCAUCCCCAAAUGAAGUCAAAGAACGGGAGUCAACUGGGGACUCUCUCAGUCACUCAAGAGUGUCGUUGGGAACUGAUGCGGUGGAAGCUAGAAAGAAUUCCAUUGCGUGCGAAAGGAGAAGUGAGAGUCCAUCUCUCAAUGUACAUCAUGACGAGUGGACCGUGAAUCAGCUUCCAAAGUCACCAGGAUCAACAAAAAUUGAUUUGGAGACAACCGGUAUCAUCUCCUUUUUAUGCGAUGUAGAAACAACAGAAACGAAGCCAUCUCGUUCGAAAUCCUCCAGCUUUGUUUCAAAGAUUUCAACUGGAUUGGAAAAUUCAAAGUUGGUGCCUAAAGGUGGGUGUGGCUUUUGAAAGAGGAUGUAAGGAUUAAAUCAUACCCAACGCCCACUCUUAUGAUUUUGAAGAAACGUCUUUUUCGUCGACAUUCCAAUUUUUCUGGGUUACGAGAUAAAACCUCAAGAUACUCGUUGAUAGAAAGAUUUGUUUCAGGUUCAAAAGUAUGAAUAUUAUGCACAGGUAGCUGAUUUUCUUUUCUUUUUUUAACGUUUAGGGAAAAAAAGGAAACUGAUGCGCAGUGCUCCUGAAUGUUCCUAUUUAAGAUCUGAUGAGCCGCUGCCAAAAGUCCCAUGUUUGUUCACUGAGAUAGAGGAACAUCAAGCUAAGUCUCCAGGAGUAGGGGUGACCAUUGAACAUCCACCUGCAGAGGAUCUGGGUGAACCGACUGACCCAGCAACAUCCACUGGGAAAAAUAUAUCUCCACAAGCUGAAGGUUUGAUAGAAGAGGCAUCUAACCUCUCUUAACAGGAAAAAAAAUUUGUCUUCACGUUCUUUGUAGUCUCUCGUUGACUGAAAUAUUCAAUCGUUUCACGAAAUCGAUACUUUAUGAUUCUAAAAUAUUGACAUUUGAUUUGGGUGGUUUACUCUUUAUUUCCAACUGAUAGGAAAAACAAGGAAGCGAAAGCGCAGUGCUCCGGAAAGUCCAGAUACAUCUGAGAAAGAGUCCUACGAGCCAUUUCGAAAAUCACGAUGUUUUGACAUGGAGACAAAAGAACCUCAAGUUGUGUCUCCACAAGCUGAAGGUGAGAAAGAAGAAGUUUUUGACUGAUCUCAACGGAACAUGUUUAGUUUUGUAUCCAUCGUUGACCGAGGUAUCCAAGAUUGGUUCUUAGUUGUUGACUUGUUUAAGUCACAUCAAUAAUGUUAUGUCCACCCCGGAUGUUUUGGAAAAAUUUGUGGAAUCUAUCAGUGUGAUUCAAUGUUAUUAUGGCUGUGUAAUUUUAUGUUCCUACCGUUUUCCUCUCUAUAUUUAGAGCCGAGAGUUAAAGUGGAAAUUGGAGCUGAUCCCCAAAGUCCAGAAGCUUUGGAGUACGCUCAUUUCUGCCUCAGAAAUGCUUAUCACGCACUCCUUGGUGCUACGGCAAAAAAUGUAACCAUCCAUCCUCAGGUUAGCAAAGCUAGUAUUCAUUUCGAUUGGCACUCAUGAAAUUCAUGGAGUAUCUUCAUAGCACCUUUUGAGCGAGGUAGACCUAGUGCUCUUUGUUACAGGAGGUAUACCAUAUCCUGUGUAUUUUGUUAAAAUUUCGAUCGAUUGUUUGCAUUUUGAAUUAAUAAGGAUAUGUGGGAUAAAUCAUCACAACAGCUAUCUUUUCCCUGAACCAUGUUAGCGAUCACUUGCACAUUCAUUGAUGAAGAUUUUUGUACAUUCAUUAAUGAAGAUUUAUGAGGUCUGUGAAACGAACCUAUUUGGUUUCAGGUUAUUGUUGAGCCUUCUCAGCGAAACAGAGGGCGCAGGAAUCGUAUCAAAAGAGUGUGGAACGGGGAAUCAUUUGUUCCGGAGGUACGUCUUAAUUAAAACCCAAAUGUGGUUCGAGGAGCUCCUUAUGAAAUUGAGAGUUUGUGGAGAGUUUUGUUGGGAUGGGGGAUAGGGCUGCCUCAAUCGUCAAUCUCUUAAAACAAUAUGCACAUUUAACUAUGCCUGAAAUGAAAGGAAGCCAUAAAUGCGCAAAUCAAUUUAGUGUUGCUGUGUACAGUUCAGAUUUUCCACCCCUCACUGGUUUAUUACCUUUGACAUAAUCACAUAAUAGAAAUAUUUCCGAUAUUCAGGUUAAUCUGAAUUUCAUAGCAAUUAUAUCAUAGCAUUACAGAUAUGAUCAGAUAUUUAACUUGAGUAGGAGUACGAGGAGAAUAUUUACAUGCUAUUUUUUGCCAUAGACUGAAGUACGGGCACAAAGUGAACCCUACAAACGGCGACGACGACGAAGAAGGAACUAA
Messenger RNA from Pocillopora meandrina, 8368 nucleotides. The record is from the annotation of a GenBank genome assembly. NCBI's taxonomy places the organism in Eukaryota, Metazoa, Cnidaria, Anthozoa, Scleractinia, Pocilloporidae.